Molecule: messenger RNA, 1660 nt
Organism: Porites evermanni
Lineage: Eukaryota; Metazoa; Cnidaria; Anthozoa; Scleractinia; Poritidae
Source: the annotation of a GenBank genome assembly
AUGCAGAACAGACAGCGUCUAGGGCCACUGGAAACGGUCAUCAUGGAAGAUUAUAACAACGCAGAAGUGGAUCCAGUGUCCAGCACAACAACUAUCUAUGCACCAGACCAUAAGACCUCAACAUCUGGACCUGCUGCCAUAUCCAUGUUCAAGGACCCAGAUGAUGCAUUGUUUCUCACCGAAAGUGGUAGACAGUUCGAAAAAGGUACCAUAGGGAGGAGGAUUCCUGAGUUUUGGGCCACGGCAAAAGUCAGAUCAGACAUCCGAAUAACUGCCACCAGGAUGCAGAAGAUGGCUGCAACUACAACGGUGUAUGACACAGACCAGGAUAAGCCCCUCAUCCAUCAGCACAUGACGCAUACGGAGAGGACUGCAGAGCACCCUUACAUAAGACCUGAUGCCGCUACCAUUGCUGCUGCAGGCCACGCCGUGCUUAAGUCGAACAUCGGCUACUGCAAGUCAGAUGACAGCAACGUGGAAGGAACCAAUAAAACCCUAAGUGAGGAAGAUCAUGCACUUUUGGAGGAACUCUUUAAUCUGGAAAUAAGUAGUAACAAGCCAUUGGUCACCAAAGAAGUUGCCAACAGCCGCCUACUUCAAAACAUUUGGAAACCCCUGAGCGUCUAUCUUAAACAAGAAAAUGAUAAAAGGAAAAAUUGUUUACUUUCAAUGAAUUUUCAACCCAGCUGGAGGAUAGUCAAACACUAUAAUUAUGGCUAACUGCUGCCAGUUUGCUUGACAUCUCACAUGGUAAGUGUGUUGCAGCAUAUCAUACGGGGUUGGGUUUUGCAUCCUGUUCAAGCCUGAAUUUUACAGGCUAGAAUCAAAACCGCCCCAAGUCUGCAUAACUGAAGGGGUCUCCCAUCCAAUUAGUUUUCUUGCUUUUAUUAAAUCAUUGGUUAUGCCAGUCUGAGAAACAGUUGUUCCAGUUUCUCAAGCAAUAACACAAUAUUGUUAUUAUAGCACAAAAGAGAAUGUUUAUUUCUAUUAUAUGAAUAUCUUUCACAUACAUGGUGCAAAGUAUUUUUAUGCGAGUUUCAUCGGGAACAGGCUUGGGAGAGAUGGACAGCCAAGUCAGUGAAUGGGGCAUCAAUACAAAAAGAAGAAGUACUUGCAAAACUUCGCUUAGUGGCAAGUUCAGAAACUGAAGAGAUCUACAAACAAAGAGUAAAUACUUUAAAAGAAUCAAAUCUGUGGAAGGGAAACAGCCAUCUAAGUAACUGGUUUGAAACCAAGUGGUUAAAAGAACACAAGGUUAGUGCAAGUAGAAGGCAGAAAAUGUUUAUUUCAGCUUUUCUGAAAAAAAAUAAAUCAGCAAAUAUAUAAUAGCUUGAAGUAGCCUAUCGAUAAUCGAUAACAGUAAAGCUGAAUUAACUUCAAAAUCAUCAUCUGCAUAAAAAUUCAUUUUACACUUCACAAAAUUCACGAAACUGAAGAGGAAAAGUGACAAGAGGAGAGGGACAGCUACCUUCCCCUUGCCCAUUAAUAUUUCACUCUCCCCUGUAUCCCCUUUUAUAGCUGUCAUAGAUAACUUGUCCCUAGAUGCAUCUUUUAUUUCUAGCACUGGUUAAGAGCAUUCCACCAUGAAAUCUCGGUUCACACUACAAAUGGUGUAGAGAGACAAAAUGAACUGAAGUACAACUUCCUAGCAAAGCAUUGA